Ilex paraguariensis (yerba mate) is the source of this 1005-nucleotide messenger RNA. The record is from the annotation of a GenBank genome assembly. NCBI's taxonomy places the organism in Eukaryota, Viridiplantae, Streptophyta, Magnoliopsida, Aquifoliales, Aquifoliaceae.
AUGGACCAGCAGAUGGAGGGUCGACAGGAGAUCUAUGACAGGAAGCCUCUUCAUCGUCCUAGAUCGUGGAGGAGAACAGGGUCAUUGAGAGAGAGAGAGAUGAGAAUAAAGAGUAGAGAGGAGAAGAGAGUCGUUGAGAGAGAGAGUCGUUUAGAGAUAAUGGCCUUUGCUAAAAUAGCCCCCACCCUCGCUUUAAUAGCAUGCAAAAACCCUUUCAAGUCUCACCUAGUUCCCAAAACCUCCUGUUGCUGUUUCUCUCUUGGAGCUCCAGACUUGAUCACUUCAAUGGCGUUCGAAGUCCUCUUCUAUCAGGCUCGCCGGCAUUACUUCAUAAAAACUACACCUUAUCAAGCCAGUCUCUUCCUCCGCUCUCACUAUUCUUCACACCCUCCAUUUUUACUCUUCCACAGAUUACUCUCUUCAUCAACAUCAGCAGAAUCAAAUCCUGAACCAACCCCAGAAACCCAACCUCCAAGAAAACCCCAACCAACACCAAUCCAGCCAGUUUCAUACCCCACAAAAUCCAAAGACCCAUCUGGGUCUCAAUCCCAACCACAUCCUUCUCAAUCGUCACCACCCCCACCGCCUCAAAAACCCCGAAUAUCCGAAACCCAUUUCGAAAAACCAAUACUUUCCGAGGUUCGGACAUGGACUAGAGAGGAUAUUCGGUUUGUAAAAGACGUGCCACAGAUAUCUCCGGUGUCGUAUCCCACCCGGGUUGCGCCGUUGCCGGAGGAUAGAGCAGAGGUGAAGGAGGAAGGUGAGGAUAGGAAGGGAGAAAAUGAGGAAUUGGAGAAGGAGAGGAAAAGAAUUGAGGCUGAUAAUCGGGUAAUUCGGAGGGUUUUAAGGGUUGAGGAGGAAAAGGUUCCGUUUCCAACAUUGAUUAAGGUAGAAAAUAAGAGGAACGAGAAGGUUAUUUAUGAUCUUAAGGAGGGGAUUAAGCUCGUGAAGGUCCGUGUUUUGUUCUUACACUUUGGAUUGAAUUGGGAUUUGAAUUUUGAUUGA